UUAUUAUUGUAAUUGUCUUAUCUACAGAUGCAACAAAGAAUCCACCAGCAGCAGCUUAUGAUUGAGCAGCAAAGACAAGAAGAGCUAUUACGGCUUCAACAGACGGCAUUGGUGGAAAAGCAGCGUGAAGAACAAGAACGGCAAAUGUUGCAGCGUCGUCAAGAAGAAGAAUUGUUUCGCUUACAGCAAGAAGCCCUCAUGGAGAAGCAGAGGGAAGAAGAUAUGAUGCGGCAGAGAAUGGCAGCACCUCCUCCAGGUACUGCUCCUACAGUUCUGCCAACACCAAUAUCUGCUCCUUCAACAGUUUCUACAACAGGACCAGUAGUUAUGCCUCCAGGAAUUGAUGUAUCAGGACCACCUGUUGGUGGACUGAGUGCUCCAGCUUUGACUCCAGCUCCACCUCAAAUCAGGGGCCCACCUCCUUCAAUAGCUAUGCCCCCUCCACCAGGAAUGGAACCUCUUAGUGUGGGUCCGCCAGGAGUGGGACCUCCAGGUGUUGAUUCUGAUGAUGACAGUCAUUCUGAUCGGAAGCUUCCAUCACUGUUAUCCCUGAAGGUAGAGCCACCAGUUGAAGUAAAGGAAGUGAAACUUCCUAUUGCUUUGGAGCAAGCACUUGCCUUUAAGACUGAACGUGCCAAACAGAUUGGUGUGCAGCCAGAAGACUAUGUCAAACUUGAGAAUGUUCCAGAAGCUCCACCUGCUCCUGUUAUAAGUCGAAGUGGUCUUGUGGAUGAAGUGGAGGAUGAAGAUGAAGACCAUCAACCUAGAAGAAAACAAAAAUCCACCCAGCAACCAGUGCAAGAACAAAGACAAAGCAAGAACAAACGUAAAAAGAAGAGGAAGAAGCGUGCAAAGAAUUACCAACAAGAUUUGUCAAAGCAGAAGACAAAUGAGAAGAAGGAACCAGAUGAAGAGACUGGAGAGAAGAAACUGGAUGUUGAAAUUGAGUAUGUUUCUUAUACUGUCAAAUUUAGUAUUACAGUUACUAGAAUUAAGUGUCUUGCUAAUUUGUUGAUAAGAUGUAGCUAUCACAUGAUGAACGAAGAACUUACGGAGCACUUUUCUUAGCAGUAUUUGUACAUGAAUGAGGAUCUAUUAUUCUUUUGCUUUAACCCUUAAAAUACAGACUUUCAAAUUGUCAAGAGCCUGCUGUGACCAGAAUUUAAAAUGCCCUAAGUC
Cryptotermes secundus is the source of this 1179-nucleotide messenger RNA. RefSeq names its product proline-, glutamic acid- and leucine-rich protein 1. Bases 28 to 1068 code for a protein of 346 amino acids. The record is from RefSeq and is a predicted model, not a curated record. Lineage: Eukaryota; Metazoa; Arthropoda; Insecta; Blattodea; Kalotermitidae. The transcript is spliced from 5 exons.